This is a messenger RNA of Funneliformis geosporum, 650 nucleotides long. The record is from the annotation of a GenBank genome assembly. NCBI's taxonomy places the organism in Eukaryota, Fungi, Glomeromycota, Glomeromycetes, Glomerales, Glomeraceae.
UAAAAAUAAAAGUUCCAAUUACCAAAGAGGGCAAUUUUGACUUAAAAAGACAACAGGAAAUUACUGAAAAAUAUGAAUACAUUAGGAAGUUAAGAGAUAAAGAAAUUACUAUCGGAGAAAUUUUUGAUUUAUCAAUCGAAAGCAAUAGCGACAAAUUAAGCAAAUCUUUUGUAGAAAAGCAUAAAGGCAAUAUACCAGUUUAUAGUGCUUCCAAGGAUGAGAACUCUGUUGAUUAUGGAACAAUACAAGAUAAUCUGCCUAACAUAAAAUACUUUGAAAAUUGUUUAACUUGGAAUAAGGACGGUUCAGUAGGAAAAGUGUUUUUUCGAAAAGGAAGAUUUAGUUUAUCAAAAUUGGUAUUUCCUUUAAUUAUAAAAGAUAUUUAUAAAAACUGUUUUGAUGAAAUUUAUUUAAAAUACACCAUCGAAAAAGAACUGAUGAAACACAAUUUUGGCUUUACUAAAAAGGCUAGUAAAGACAGAAUAAAAAACAUCAAGAUAAAAUUUCCUAUAACUCUAAAAGGUCAGUUUAAUUUAGAAAAACAAAAAGAGAUAGCCAGCAAAUAUAAACAAAUUGAAGAAAUAAAGGAAAAGAUAAUAAAAGAACUAGAAAAAAUUGAAAACACCAAAAUUAGAACUGACUUAGAUUAA